Messenger RNA from Ilex paraguariensis (yerba mate), 435 nucleotides. The record is from the annotation of a GenBank genome assembly. Lineage: Eukaryota; Viridiplantae; Streptophyta; Magnoliopsida; Aquifoliales; Aquifoliaceae.
AUGGCUUUGCAUGCUAGCGACCCAUCAAUCUUGCUUGUCAUGGAAGCAAAAACCAGCUUUCGAGAGUUGCCAAUGCUAUACCAAUCUACCAUAUACAUAGGGAGGUUUGGGACUCGCACAUAUUUUCAAAGCAGCUUUCAUAGAACCAGACCUGAUGGUAGACGGGUAAGGACCCUAGUUCAGAAGAGCUUCAAGACAGCGUUGGAUGAAAAUGACAUCCUGAUUUCACCUGCAGCACCAUCUGCUGCUUAUAAGAUUGGUGAGAAGAAAAGUGAUCCAUUGGCUAUGUAUGCUGGUGACAUCAUGACUGUUAAUAUUAACUUGGCUGGCCUGCCUGCAUUGGUUUUACCAUGUGGACUUGUGCAAGGGGGAUCUGCCGGCCUUCCAGUUGGUAUUCAAAUGAUUGGUGCAGCAUUUGAUGAGGUGGGGGGCUAG